Lagenorhynchus albirostris (white-beaked dolphin) is the source of this 2781-nucleotide messenger RNA. It is a transcript of the gene ZNF467, whose product is annotated as zinc finger protein 467. NCBI's taxonomy places the organism in Eukaryota, Metazoa, Chordata, Mammalia, Artiodactyla, Delphinidae. The record is from RefSeq and is a predicted model, not a curated record. The transcript has 6 exons. Gene Ontology annotation, cellular component: nucleus. Bases 643 to 2412 code for a protein of 589 amino acids.
UCACCUACUGCGGGCCGUCGUUCCUCCAGACCCUCACCUGCCCGCCUAACCCGCUGGGCACCCUCUCCACUCCUGGGCACCCUGUCCCCGACCUCCCCCACUGGCUGCCCCGCUGCCCCCUCCCGCCUCCUCGCUCCCCUCCCCCUCCCGGGCGCCGCUUCCCCGCUCCCUCCGCGUCUUUUCCUCUCCCCUCCCCGCGAAGUUUCGGGGCUGUCAGUCUGUCAGUCUCCGGGCAGUCCGCACCCGGACUGCAGGCGGCGGGCGCCAUCGCGAGCCGAGCCCGCGGGGGCAGGAGGCCGGGGCGCCGGGGUCCGGGCGGCAGCGGGGAGACCGUGGAGGCGCCCAGGGCGGGCGCUCCGCCGCUUCCCCGCCACACCCGCACUCGCAGCCACCGCCCGUGCGGCGCAGGCCGGCUACUAUUUCACCGGCUCCUGCAAUGACAGCUGGAGGGCCUAGGAGACGAAGUUCCCCGCUCUCCCCUCCGGUCUCCCACCCUCCACCCUCUCCCCAGAGAAUCGAUUGACUCCUGACACCCCCAGGCAAGGGCCCUGGGGGGUGGGGAGCGCUGAAGGGCCGGUGCUGGCUCUGAGAGACCUGCAGGGUCUGUGGCCGGAUCCCCAGGAGGAGUUAUCCUGGGUUGCCAUGAGAGAGACCUUCGAGGCCCUCAGGUCCCUGGGACUCUCUGUGGGACAGCCGGAGAUGGCCCCCCAAAGUGAGCCUGGGGAAGAGUCCCAGAAUGCCCAGGAACAGAUGUCCCCUCCCCGGGAAGAGAGAGCGCUGGGCAAAUGCUCAGGGCGCGAGGCCCCCAGACCAGAGGAAGGUGCCCCCACUGAACAAGCUGAAGCUCCCUGCAGAGGAGGCCGGGCAUGUGCACCACGGAAGGCUGAGCCCAUGGGCUCCUGCCCAGGGGAGGAGUGGAUGAUUCGGCAGGUGAAGGUGGAGGCGGAAGAUCACGAGGCAGGAGAGGAGGUGGAAUGGCCCCAGCAUCUGUCAUUACUCCCCAGCCCCCUUCCCGCACCUGACCUGGGGCCUCUGGCCGCCGCCUAUAAGCUGGAGCCGGGGGCCCCAGGGGCACUGGGCGGGCUCGCGCUGGCGGGGUGGGUUCCGACCUCGGAGAAGCCCUAUGGCUGCGGGGAGUGUGAGCGCCGCUUCCGCGACCAGCUGACCCUGCGGCUGCACCAGAGGCUGCACCGCGGCGAGGGCCCUUGCGCCUGCCCGGACUGCGGCCGCAGCUUCACGCAGCGCGCGCACAUGCUGCUGCACCAGCGCAGCCACCGCGGCGAGCGGCCCUUCCCGUGCUCCGAGUGCGGCAAGCGCUUCAGCAAGAAGGCCCACCUGACCCGCCACCUGCGCACGCACACGGGCGAGCGGCCCUUCCCGUGCGCAGAGUGCGGCAAGCGCUUCAGCCAGAAGAUACACCUGGGCUCGCACCAGAAGACGCACACGGGCGAGCGGCCCUUCCCCUGCCCCGAGUGCGAGAAGCGCUUUCGCAAGAAGACGCACCUGAUCCGCCACCAGCGCAUCCACACGGGCGAGAGGCCCUACCAGUGUGCGCAGUGCGCGCGCAGCUUCACGCACAAGCAACACCUGGUGCGGCACCAGAGGGUCCACGAGGCGGCCGGCCGCGCCCCAUCCUCCCCCGACGCGUCCGCCUCGCCCACGUCCCCUGCCCCGUCCCCCACUCCGUCCCCUCCCGGGCCCAAGCCUUUCUCCUGCUCCGACUGCGGCCUGAGCUUCGGCUGGAAGAAGAACCUCGCCAUGCACCAGCGUCUGCACCGUGACGAGGGGCGUCCUUUCGGGUGCGACGAGUGCACACUGGGCGCCACCGUGGACCCCGCCGCUGCCACCGAGCCCUCGGCCUGCGCGCCCCGAAGCACACCGGCGCCCCCGGGCGCUCCCGCGAGCCAGCGGUCCUUCCUCUGCCCGGACUGCGGGCGCGGCUUCGCCCACGGGCAGCACCUGGCGCGGCACCGGCGGGUGCACACGGGCGAACGGCCCUUCGCCUGCGCGCAGUGCGGCCGCCGCUUCGGCUCGCGGCCCAACCUGGUGGCCCACUCCAGGGCCCACAGCGGCGCCAGGCCCUUCGCCUGCGCGCAGUGCGGCCGCCGCUUCAGCCGCAAGUCGCACCUGGGCCGCCACCAGGCGGUGCACACAGGCAGUCGGCCCCACGCCUGUGCCGUGUGCGCCCGCAGCUUCAGCUCCAAAACCAACCUGGUCCGCCACCAGGCCGUCCACACGGGUUCCCGCCCCUUCUCCUGCCCUCAGUGCGCCAAGAGCUUCAGCCGCAAGACCCACCUGGCGCGACACCAGCGCAUCCACGGCGGCGCCGCCCACCCGACCUCCGAAUCUGACCUCUUGGCUCCCGUCUGGCCCACUCCCACCGAGGUGGUGGCAUCCCCGCUCUUUUUCUGAGCCUCGUUCUAGGCCGGACCCUGCCUUUGCCUUCUUUUGUUCACUGGUUCCAGAGACCCAUGCCCGACGACAUCUCCUGGGCGGAGGAGCACGACGGCCUGGACAGCCUCUGGCCAUUUUCCUUCCCUCUCUGUCUUGCUGGGGAGAAGUCUGGAAAGGAUAACCGGCUUCGACAUUCUGGGACAAAAACAGUGCUGAGAGUGAAUCCUUGCUAGGAACAGUUCAGGCCUGAGUUCCUGGAAAUCUCCCACCCAGAGACCCCAUCGGAAAGCAGACACUCCUGACCAAAGACUGAGUCAGGAACCUCUACGAGGGAGGGAAAGAAUGGUGAUCUGUGUACUGAAAGUUUCAUUAAAAUUACAAUCUGAA